UGUUGGGUGUCCUUCAGUCCUGUCUCUCGGUUCUGUUUUCAUCAUCGCAGGUUAGCUGCUUUCCAGACUGUACGGCUUGAGUUUGCUCUCUUUGCAGCUAGCAACACAGAGCAAACGUUACACUCGCGUCAGCUAUCGUUACCGACAUCUGAUACAAAACUGUAUGCACGAAAUGGAAUGCAGAGUGUUAUCAAUCCAGAGUCAUGUUGUCAGGGGAUACGUUGGAAAUAAAUCGGCAUCUUUCCCUUUGCAGGUGUUGGGGUUCGAGGUGGACUCCAUUAACUCUGUGCAGUUCUCCAAUCAUACAGGUUAUGGCUGCUGGAGGGGCCAGGUGCUGACGGCAGAUGAGCUACAUGUUCUGUAUGAGGGGAUCAAGCUCAACAAUGUUAACCACUAUGACUACGUGCUGACAGGGUACACCAGAGACACGUCCUUCCUGGAGAUGGUGGUGGACAUUGUGCAGGAGCUGAAGAGGGCAAAUCCCAACCUUGUGUAUGUGUGUGAUCCAGUGCUGGGGGACCAUGGCUCCAUGUAUGUUCCUGAGAAUCUCCAUCCCGUUUACAAGAACAAGGUGGUCCCAGUGGCUGACAUCAUCACACCCAACCAGUUCGAGGCAGAGCUGCUAACAGGGAAGAAUGUCAGCACAGAGAAGGAUGCUGUAGAGGUGAUGGACCUCCUCCACAACAUGGGCCCCGACACAGUGGUCAUAACCAGCUCUGACCUGCCCUCCCGGCUGGGGGACCGCUUCCUGGUCGCCCUGGGGAGCCUGCGAACAGUGAAACCGGAUGGUACCAGGUUGACGCAGAGGAUCCGGCUGGAGAUUCCGAAGGUGGACGCCGUGUUCGUGGGGACGGGUGACCUGUUCGCUGCCAUGAUGCUGGCCUGGACUCACUACCACCCCAACGACCUCAAGACGGCAUGUGAGAAGACGUUCUCUGUCAUGCAUCACGUUAUACAGAGAACCAUCUCCUACGCCCAUGAGAUGGCAGGCCCGGGACGAAGGCCCAGCCCUGCCCAGCUGGAGCUGCGGAUGGUGCAGAGCAAAGCGGACAUCGAGGAUCCAGCCAUAGUCGUGGAGGCCACCGUGCUAUAGGCACCCUCCUUCCCCCCCGACACAACCGCACAAUGUAUAGAUGUUGUACAUUUUGACCUGUAAUGUGACAUUGCCUUAGAAACAGAGCACAACAUUUCCAUGAGCCGAGAUCAGCAGG
Messenger RNA from Megalops cyprinoides (Indo-Pacific tarpon), 1211 nucleotides. RefSeq names its product pyridoxal kinase-like. Gene Ontology annotation, molecular function: pyridoxal kinase activity. Gene Ontology annotation, cellular component: cytosol. Bases 164 to 1093 code for a protein of 309 amino acids. The transcript is spliced from 11 exons. Lineage: Eukaryota; Metazoa; Chordata; Actinopteri; Elopiformes; Megalopidae. Gene Ontology annotation, biological process: pyridoxal 5'-phosphate salvage. The record is from RefSeq and is a predicted model, not a curated record.